Exophiala xenobiotica is the source of this 924-nucleotide messenger RNA. RefSeq lists its product as uncharacterized. Gene Ontology annotation, molecular function: oxidoreductase activity. Lineage: Eukaryota; Fungi; Ascomycota; Eurotiomycetes; Chaetothyriales; Herpotrichiellaceae. The transcript has 4 exons. Bases 1 to 924 code for a protein of 307 amino acids. The record is from RefSeq and is a predicted model, not a curated record.
AUGUCUUCCAGAACGGGGGUGAAGUUCAUUCUCGGUACGCACACGGUCGGCGAUAGCAUCAAGGACCCUGGGAUUGUACACUUCGAUAGUGUCAAAGAUGUCCAAAAUCUUUUGGAUGCAUUCCACAACCGUGGCUAUACCCAUAUCGACACCGCCCGUGACUACUCUCCAAACGCUCCGGGUGCUUCUGAGGAACGCCUCGGCCAGGUUGGGGCCGCCUCUCGAUUUACCAUUCACACCAAAGUCCACAGUGGCCAUCCCGGGGAUCAUGAACCCUCAAAGGUCGAUCUGAGCAUUGGGCAGUCGCUUGAUGCUCUCAAGACUUCCGCGGUGGAGACGAUGUUUCUCCAUGUGCCUGAUCGAAAGACGCCCUUUGAGGAUACGGCAAAGGCCAUGAACGACGCCAUCCAGCAAGGGAAAUUCAAGAAAUUUGGACUCUCCAACUAUACCGCCGCGGAAGUUCAGAAGUUCAUCGAGAUAUGUGAGCAAAAGGGGUAUACCAAACCCAGCGUGUAUCAGGGACAUUACAACGCUAUUGUGAGAGGAGGCGAGAAGGAAUUGUUUCCACUCUUGCGUAAACACAACAUUGCCUUUUUCGCCUACAGUCCUGCAGCGGGUGGCCUUUUUUCAGGCAAUGCUGCUACAUCGAGACGGUGGAAGGACGAUGCCUCGGUGACCACAGUUCGAGGUGCCGCCGAGAAGCAUAGUAUCGACGGACAUUCAGCUGCGCUGCGAUGGACGGCGUUCCAUAGUGCCUUGGAUGGAAAGUAUGGAGACGGGGUGGUUUUUGCUGUCUCGAAAAUGGAACAGCUACACAAGACUCUCGACGCUCUUGAGGCCGGGCCACUCCCUGCUGACCUAGCUGAGGCUAUCACCGCCAUCUACGCCACAGUUGAGGGUGCUGAACCUCCUUAUCACCUCUAG